GCCCCGUUUCUAGGCACAAAAUCUAGGAGCAGAUGGAAGCACCCUUCGUCUAUUGACUGUCGCACAACUUGGCUUCGUGAUAAAUGAUACUCACUUUUGCAAAUGAAAGUGUGAUACGCCCACCAUUCAUCGAAUACUGCUCGGUAUAGAAACGCUCAUGGUCUGAUAUGCACAUCCUUGCCACUUCGAAGGAAUUCUUUGUAGUAACUUCUCACCGAUACGUUCGGCACAGAGUCACCUCGCCGUUUCGUUAUGGAAGAGAAAUUUCUAUAUGUUGGAGUUGUUUGUACUCUAGAUCUAUAAAGGGAUCAUUGAGAUUUGGAUAGUCAUUGAGAACAUCAUCUCAUCUGCCGAAAAAUGUCUUUCCAGUCCGUUCCCCCCUUCAACGGCGAGUACCGUAUCAAAGUCUUGGACUCGAACAAGUACGUCGAGUAUGACCCCGGCAAGGGAACUUGGAUCAGGCUAGCAGACCUCAAGACGUCCAGCGACAAGCAAAAGUUCAACAUAACACCUAUCAAAGGCAGCAGCAACUCUUAUUCGAUUAUCACCUGCUUUGAUGAUAACGGUUUAUACCGUUAUAAGACCUCGGAGACAUACUGGGGUUAUGGCUAUGUACGAGGCAAGGACUCAGGCUCUGCUCGCUGGACGUUCAUUCAAGGUACCCAAUCCGGCAAACAAUUCGUCAAAAUCAAGCUAGACAGUGAGGAUGACGUGUGGGAUAGCGACCCAUCUCUCAGCGAUGGAUGUAUUCAUUUCUACAGGGAUAAAUCUGAUCGUCCGAGCCAGAGAUUCGUCCUUCAAUUAGUUUGACAAUCAGGACCCUCUGUGACAGUCCGACGGAGCUCAGCGAUGUACCCUCAGUCAUCGUCGCCAAUCCUGGUCGAAUUCGCCCUCUCCUCUGAUUGUUGUCUAUACGUGUACUUGGCUAGAAAACCUGAACUCUGAAUUCCGAAGUGCUUUGUUGUCUGGGUGGUGAUUGUAAUAUAUACUGCAUGUACAU
This is a messenger RNA of Somion occarium, 1000 nucleotides long. The record is from the annotation of a GenBank genome assembly. NCBI's taxonomy places the organism in Eukaryota, Fungi, Basidiomycota, Agaricomycetes, Polyporales, Cerrenaceae.